GCCUCAUCGAUGAAAGACACGUUGGGGUGGACACUGGGGGAACCUGCCUCAUCUUUGUCUCAACUUCAGUGUUGGAUCGUCACGUCUUUUGCUGCAAUAAACCCCAGGUAUGAGGGUCAACUUUGCUUUCGUUUGCUUUCUGGCAGCGACGUUGUCCUUCUCUGUGGGAAAUAAAGCUCACGGAAAACACCAUGGAUCACACAAGAGUUCACAGACGACCAAAGAAAUGGUUCUGGUGCCUGAUGAUGUUAGCGAGGACCAGAUCUUAGCAACCUCUGAGUCCAGCAGCCCGGAGGAGGACGACCUGAGCUCAGAGGACCAUCCUGACACCAUCAAGGACGAUGGUGGGAUGGAGAUAAGUAAAAGCGCGGCGGUUCUUCUCAGUGAAGAGCAGUUGGUUUCUCUUCUGAAGAAGGAGGCCGAAGAAGAGGAGAAGCUGGGUGAUGCCGAGGUCGAGAAGAAACAUGGUGCGAAGAGGAGGAAGUUAAAAAAAGGGCAUGAGAAGAUCAGAGUGUUGGACAAGGUGGAGAAGAUGAUCUCAGAGGAUAAAGUGGAGUCAGAACAAGGUGUGAUCUUGGAAGAGGGCAGUGCAGAGCUGGACUAUAAUGCUGACAGUGCAGUUCCAGAACCUCUGCACAUGUUGAUGCAUCCCCAGAGUGAAUCUCCAGAUGUCAAAGCGGAGAAAACAAAGUCAGUUCGUGCUGACGUGAGAAUCACAGAAGCAGCCGACAGCGAGGACAAACAUCUCCACACGUCUGAGCUCCAGACUAAACCUGAAGACGGAGCAGAACCUCUGCGGGACUCACAGGAACGGAACAACGGAACGGACCUUGAGUCUGCGGCGCCGAGAAAUGGGGCGAAAGAAAACAAGGAUGGGAAAACUAGAAGACAGAGGAAGAACCAGAGAACCAGGAAGCACUUGCCCCAGAGGGAUGAACCGCAGUCAAGAGACAAACAGAACCAGCCAGAACCUCAAGAGUCCAUGGACAGCACUGCUGACCCCACUAUUCAGAAGACGAAGAGGAGGAGGGCGGGGAAGUGGGGUCCUGUGGUUGGCAUGAAUCCAGUCCAGAUUAGAGCGACGGCGGAUCUCUACCCAAGUUCAGUGUCGCCCACCGACCCCGAAGGCCCCGCUGAUCCCUGCGACAAUUUCCGCUGCAAACGUGGGAAAACCUGCAAACUUGAUGCAGAGAACAAACCCGGCUGUGUGUGCCGACAACCCUCCGAGUGUCCUUCCAGCGUGAGCCAGCUGGAUCACGUUUGUGGGACAGACAACAAAACGUACGACACGUCCUGCGAACUAUUUGCGACCAAGUGCAACCUUGAGGGAACCAAGCGAGGCCACAAGCUACACAUGGACUACAUCGGCUCCUGCAAAAUCAUCCCCCCGUGUGUGGACUCGGAGCUGGUCCAGUUCCCCCUGAGAAUGAGGGACUGGCUGAAGAAUGUUCUUCUGCAGCUGUACGAGCACGACUCCGUCACUCCUGGGUUCCUCACUUCGAAACAGCGAUUUAGAGUGAAGAAAAUCUUCGAGAGCGAGCGGCGACUCCAUGCUGGCGAUCACUCUGUGGAGCUGCUGGCUCGGGACUUUGAGAAGAACUACAACAUGUAUAUCUACCCGGUUCACUGGCAGUUCGCUCAGCUGGACCAGCACCCUUCAGACAGAUUCCUGUCUCAUUCUGAGCUGGCUCCGCUCCGGGUGCCGCUGGUGCCGAUGGAACACUGCACCUCCAGGUUCUUCCAAGAGUGCGACGCAGACAAGGACAAACAGGUCUCCGUCAAAGAGUGGACUUCCUGCUUCGGCAUCAGGAAUGAGGACGUCGACGUCAACCUGCUCUUCUGAGUUUCACUUCUCAUCGUGACUGCGAAAUAUUUGUUCAAUAGCCUUUGAUCUCUACAUACAGAAGCCAGAAUUUGCGUCUCUGCUUGGACAUGUGAUCCAAUAGACUCUCCACUUUAGACGUAGUCACUCGACAGUAAGCACGAGCAGAUGAGUUUUAAACCUAGAUUUACUCCUGUUCUUUUUUAUCCCUGUGAUGUAGCUUCCGUCUGUUUGAUAGAUCCUCUUAAAGUUCCUAGUCCUUAUAAAAUGUGUUACGAUGUAGGAGAGCGACUCUCUCAGCCUCUCUCCAAAACAAAGCAAACAUGAGAACAUGUUGCGCCAUACUUGUUGACUCGGCUCUGCACUUGUGGUGACAGGGAAAGAAAAGUCUGGCUUUUCUGCGAAAUGUUGGAUAAGGAAACACACCGAGCCGAGAGGAAGCAAUUGCACAAUUUCCUUGUUUGGUUUUCAGCAACUGAAUAAAAAUAAACGGAAAAACAAUCAUCAAAGUUUGACAAGAUGAUCAUUCUUAUUUAUGAAGUGCCACAAUGAUAAAUUUGACACAAAUAUUGAGACCACAAGUGAAAAUAUCGCUGACAAUAUUUGGGAAAUUGGCCCCUGGAAUUUAAAGUUCCAUUGUUGUUUUUGACGUCUUCUAGUGAGUCACUAACUUGCCAGCUCACUGGAGCGUGUCACUGGAGUAGAAGGUCAUGGGUGAUG
Molecule: messenger RNA, 2542 nt
Organism: Synchiropus splendidus (mandarinfish)
Lineage: Eukaryota; Metazoa; Chordata; Actinopteri; Syngnathiformes; Callionymidae
Gene: sparcl1
Product: SPARC-like 1
Exons: 11
Coding region: 110-1843 (577 amino acids)
Biological process (GO): anatomical structure development
Molecular function (GO): collagen binding; extracellular matrix binding; protein binding
Source: RefSeq, a predicted model, not a curated record